Mizuhopecten yessoensis (Yesso scallop) is the source of this 3452-nucleotide messenger RNA. RefSeq names its product argininosuccinate lyase-like. The record is from RefSeq and is a predicted model, not a curated record. Gene Ontology annotation, cellular component: cytosol. Lineage: Eukaryota; Metazoa; Mollusca; Bivalvia; Pectinida; Pectinidae. The transcript is spliced from 17 exons. Gene Ontology annotation, molecular function: argininosuccinate lyase activity. The coding region runs from base 216 to 1640 and encodes 474 amino acids.
CAGCCUGGUCCACAUCUACGUAUAGUCACGACCGACCUUGACAGAUCCGAAUAGAACACAAGACGCACUGACACAAGGACGCUGACCAGAAGAUAGAUCCCCUGGGUACCGCGUAGAUCCCCGUAGGGUUCCACAUAACACCAACAACUUACCCGAGUACUAUCUGAUCGUUCUUCAUAAGUAGGAUUGCACCUGACCUUGCUAGAACGUGCCGAAUGGACAUCCAAGGUGAAGGACACGGGCUUGGAUCAAAACAGGAGACAGAGAAGUUAUGGGGAGGCAGGUUCACAGGAAACACGGAUCCGGUGAUGGAAGCUUUCAAUGCGUCUAUUCACUAUGACAAGCGGAUGUGGCGAGCGGACAUACAGGGGAGUAAGGCCUAUGUGUCCGCCAUACAGAAGGCUGGCUUGGUCACAGUCCAGGAGAGGGACGCCAUUCGCGAAGGACUAGACAAGGUUGCUGAAGAAUGGGCAAACGACGUAUUCGAGAUACGACCAGGAGAUGAAGAUAUCCACACCGCGAACGAGCGGCGUCUGAAGGAGCUGAUUGGACCUACGGCGGGAAAACUCCACACUGGCCGAAGUCGAAAUGACCAGGUCACUACGGACAUGAGGCUGUGGUUACGUGACGCCCUUACAGAGCUGAAAACAUGUGUCAUUGACCUUAUCAAAGUCAUGAUCAACAGGGCCAAACUAGAAAUAGACGUGCUGAUGCCUGGUUACACCCACCUUCAAAGAGCUCAGCCAAUCAGAUGGAGUCACUGGUUGUUAAGUUAUGCCUGGAUGUUAAAAAGAGACGUAGAGCGACUUAUGGAACUAUCUGAGAGGGUUAACAUCCUACCACUUGGAAGUGGGGCACUGGCAGGGAACCCUUUCGCUGUGGACAGAGACUUUCUAGCAAAAGAACUUGGAUUCAGUCAGAUAUCAGGCAAUAGUUUAGAUGCAGUCAGCGACCGGGAUUUUGUGGCGGAGUACCUGUUCUGGGCCUCUAUGUUAGGGAUUCACCUGAGUAGAUGGGCAGAGGAUCUUAUUCUUUACUGCAGUAAAGAGUUCGGUUUCAUAUCACUGUCGGAUGCCUACAGCACCGGAAGCAGCCUCAUGCCACAGAAAAAGAAUGCCGACAGUUUGGAGUUGAUUCGUGGCAAGUCAGGGCGCCUAUUCGGAAAGUUUUCAGGUUUUAUGAUGACACUGAAGGGUUUACCUAGUACAUAUAAUAAAGAUUUACAGGAAGAUAAAGAGAGCAUGUUCGAUACCUAUACUACUCUCAGUGGUGUACUUAAAGUAUCCACAGGCGUUUUGUCUACGUUACAGAUCCACCCGGAGAAGAUGAGGGGUGCGCUCAGUCCAGAUAUGCUAGCUACUGACAUUGCAUAUUACCUGGUUCGGAAGGGGGUUCCAUUCCGACAAGCACAUGGUCUUUCUGGUACAUGCGUGGCAAUGGCGGAGACGAAACAGUGUCCGUUGUCCGAUUUGACUUUAGAGGACUUAAAGAGUGUCAGCCCUUGUUUUGAGGAAGACAUUGUUAAAUUGUGGGACUACGACAAUUCUGUCGACCAGUACAAGGCCUAUGGGGGAACAGGGAAGGUCAGCGUCUCUCAGCAAAUCCAAAGCCUCAGUACUUGGCUGGACAAGCUUCACUGAAACUAUGUGUGCUAAAAUGACGUCAUGGAAUUCUGUAAACAUGUUAUUUCUUUGUAUACUAAACAGAAAUGGUUGCUUAAGAAAUCAAAACUUUGCAUUUGUAAAGUGCAUUUUAAGAUUAAGCAGAAAAAUAUCACCUAUUGUAUUAAAUAGUCGUUAUGAAGUUAAGUUAUUCAUACUUUGUUAUUGUUUUACUGUCUGACAGUCAUAUUAAGAGUCCCGUACCACUGCAAUGUAACUACGUCUUAGAAACCGUUUUCUUUUCUCCGACACGACACGACAAUAACGUUGGUAAAUUAGUUCUGAAAAGAAAACCAUAUCUUGCGAGAUAUUUAUGAAAAUAGUAUUACGAUGAAAUAAAGAAAAUAUAAUUUAAGUGUAAAGAUUUAGCUAUCAGGUCAACAGGAGAGUCCUGGCCCAACUUUUUCUACGGUAGUAUCCAAACAAAAUUAAGGGGAGAUUACUGAGUAUACCAAAAACCGAAGUCCAGCGGGACAAGGAUCCUUAAAUGCGGGACUCUAAUGAUAGUUUGCAGAACCUAAAUGUUCAUGUUAAUGUUAUUACGGUCCAACUCAGUCGGGGAUAUUCAAUAUUGUGGUGGCGAUCGCGUUGUCACGUACAUUUGAAUUUUCCCAAACAACGUUACAGUCCCGCAGUUAAUUCAACUAAAAUCGCAUUAUAAAAUAUAUUUAUACAUAUGAAACAUAUUUAAAAUGGCGACCAGUAAUAGUAAAAACAAAUACAAUUAUGUUUUUUUCUAUCGUAUUGUACAGUUAAGCUUGUUAAGCUGAGUAAUUACUAUAUGUCCUUAUGUUAAUGAUUUUUAGUUAAUUUACAAUGUUAACAGUUCAGUAUAAGAAGGAUGAUUGUAUAACUAACUACCUGGUACCCCUAAUGAUGGUUCGUUAAUAUUAUACAUCGGUGUUGGAUAUUUAUUUUACAAAUAAGUGCGUUCGUGCGUGCUUAAGAUGCUUUUUAUUUAUGCUUACCGUUAUUUUUUUCCUAAUUGAUAGUCGCAUGAAAUUGUCAUCCAAACACACAUACUAAACGGUGUGAAGGGAGCAAUGAAUGUAAUGUAAAAUUAUGAUCACUUAUGUAUAUUACACAAAAAAAAGGUUCGAAGAAAGUAGUGCAUCAAUACCACGUGUUUCUAUUGGAAUAUUAGCUGGGGUUUAUAAACUGAAAUAAUUAAAUGAUGGCAAAGCAAUUUUAUUGAUCUUGUAUGAUUACACUUUGAAUGUUACAAAUUAUAAUUAGAACUUUAUGCAGGGAUUGGUAGUAAUUUAAAAACACCCACUAUUUAACUUUUUAAACAUUUGAAAGUAUAUUUCCUAUUUGAAAUAGUAAAUAAGAUAAGUUUGGAGGGAGGGAUUUAAGAUUUUUUCCUCUUUUCUUUCCUUUCUUCCUGAAGCAAAUGAUAAUCAUUGUUGUGAAGCAAAAUAUAUGUAUGAUUAAAAGUGUUAUUAUACGAGUUCUUCAGAGCAUACUUACUUUUCAGUUAAUAAUUUAACAACCUUAUUUCCUCAUUUAGGUGUGAAACCUCCUGUCUAUUGCGUAUAUACAUACAUGUGUUGAAUUAUUUAUAAUGUGAUUUAGUGCAAUAAUUUAUCGUUUUACAUGUGUUUGAAUUUUACUCUGUGAUAUUAUGACAAUUUAUACGUGAAUUAACGUAUAUUUAACAUGUCUUUUGUUUUCCGUAUAUACGGGUUGAAAUAUUAGAAAUAUAAGUAGUAAUAUUCCUUGUAACAAAUAUUAUAAAUAAAAUCUUAUGCAUUAUUAUGUAUUCUUAUGUUACUGCUUAAUAAAAACUAA